Messenger RNA from Onychostoma macrolepis, 804 nucleotides. Its product is annotated as SLAM family member 5-like. The transcript has 5 exons. Lineage: Eukaryota; Metazoa; Chordata; Actinopteri; Cypriniformes; Cyprinidae. The record is from RefSeq and is a predicted model, not a curated record. Bases 1 to 804 code for a protein of 267 amino acids.
AUGAGAGUUUUUAUAUCCAGAAUGACAUUUUCUUAUCUGUGCGCUCUGAUCCUGUUUGUCCUGUGUGGUGUGUUUGGUGCUGAUACAGAUGAAGUGAAGUCAGUGUCAGUAACUGAGGGAGAUUCUGUUACUCUACACACUGAUGUUACUGAAGUACGGAGAUAUGAUCAGAUACUGUGGAUGUUUGGACCUAAAGAGACUCGUAUAGCUGAAAUAUAUAACCAGAUGUUUAAGAGUAAAGAUAUAUUUGGAGACAGACUGCAGAUGAACUCUUUCACUGGAUCUCUGACCAUCAGAAACAUCAGAACCACAGACGCUGGACUUUAUAAACUACAGAUCCACGACAACAGCAGGAAAUCAGAGAAGAUAUUCAAUCUUACUGUCUAUGCUCGUCUGCCUGUUCCUGUCAUUACCGGAGACUCUUGUUCCACAUCAUCAGGAUCUUCAGUGUCCAGAUGUUCACUGCUGUGUUCAGUGUUGAAUGUGAGUCAUGUGACUCUCUCCUGGUUCAAAGGACACAGUUUAUUGUCCAGCAUCAGUGUGUCUGAUCUCAGCAUCAGUCACUCUCUUCCUCUGGAGGUGGAAUAUCAGGAGAAAAACACCUACAGCUGUGUGAUCAACAAUCCCAUCAGCAACCAGACUCAACAUCUGGACAUCAGUGAAGUCUGUCAGCCAAGUUCAGAAUCCAGCCGAUCUUUAUUUCUCAUUGUAGUAUUUCUGCUGUUGCUGCUGCUGCUCACAGUUGUAGUCAUGUUGAUUUUCUGUCACAGAAAUUACACACAAGCAAAACAAGACGGAGGCUAA